UUUCACUUUGGCGACACCAUCGCCAGAAAGAUCGUGCUGUUGUCAAUAUUUUCCCCGACUGAAGAUUCACAAGAAUGGCACAUCUUUCAACGAAUCCCGCUGAUAAAAACCGAUGGAUCUGUAUCUAUCCAGCAUACAUCAACAGCAAGAAAACUGUUGCAGAAGGGAGAAAAAUACCAAAGGAAAGAGCUUUAGAGAACCCUACUCUUGCUGAAUUGAGAGAUGUCUGCCAAUCAGUCGGGUUACCCGUUGCAAUGGAAGGUUCUAAGAUGUAUCCCAGAGAUCAGAACAGAGAUCCAACCUUUAGAGGGAGAGUUAGAGUUCAGUUGAAGAAUGCUGACGGAACUUAUGUCUUAGAGCAAUUCAAGACUAGACAAGAUGUCAUGUUCCAGCUCACAGAGCGAAUCCCCAUGCUCAAAUCAAGAACUCAAAAGCAGGGUGGAGGUGAGCAGCAACCCCAGAGCAGUGCAGGCAAAAAAGGAAAGAAGAAGGGAAAGAGAUAGUGUCUUUCACUAUUAAUGUAAUAUAUAUACAUAGUGAGUAGCUAAAGCUAGAGAAGAGCAAUAGUUGGUAGUUACCGUAAUUAACAUGUAGAUUUGUAGCGAAGAUUAGCUAUGACAUUUAUGUCUAGUCUAUUUUAUUGUAACAUUUAAUAAAAUUCAAACUUCAAUUUGUAAAAGGGGUGAAUAUUAAACUGAUAUGUUUAUUUGUAAGAAGAAGGGGGAGGGGGUAGGGUGGGAGAAAGAUUAAACAUUCCAAUAUAAAGGGAGGUCUGACGAAUGGAAGAAUUAAGAGGCAAAACUCUUGAAAAUAGUUUGUUUUAUUAUAUAAUCUAUAGUAUCAGGUAGUCUAAAUGGAUCCUACGAUCACUUUUACAAACACAAACAUUAUGAGAAAGCAAGUGCAUUUAUUUUUGUCUUUUAUUUGUACAAUUUAUUUCUUCUAAUUGGUGGUUAUUAUACUUUGGAAAUGAGAACAAAUGAGUGUAUUCCUUUUGUUGGUAUGAGAGGCUCUCACAUUAUUUGAGGAGAGCUAGAUCACAUCUCUUCAUUGUAUUCUGAUACAUUCAAUGCGAGAUACCCCAGUAAUAACUGAACCAAUAUCACUAAAAUGGCUUUUUCUUGCAGCAGUAGGAAAGCCCAAUCCAAACCAACAGGUGUCUCAUGUGAUUGCCUGUAAUUACAUGUAUGGGAAUAAAUCAGGUGGGGGGGGGGGGGGGGGGGGGGGGGGGGGGGAGGGAUGCGUUGUCAUCAAUCACAAUUAACCCCAUCUCGUAAAUCCAAAUUUUGAUUAAUGAUAAACAUUAUAUUGUCUGAAGAGUAAACAGGUCAGAUAAAAUCUCCAUUUCUUGCAAAUACUCCUGAACUUUAAGGCAGUUCUUUGAAAGAAACUGAAAAUAUCUAUAGUUCUUUUUAUGCAACUUAAGAAAUUGAUGCAUUAUGUUGUAGAUGCUGUACGAGAAUAUCCAAGAGCAUUCCAAGAGAUGAUUCAAUGUCUUAUGUAAAUCAGAGAGGUAUGGGGUUGUCCAUGAACUAAAGCAGGAAUGUUUUAACAAUUAUGUAGCAUACUUCACAGCCCCCAGUAAAGGCGGCCGACACUUCCAUGGUCAUCCCUCUGAAUCGGUAUAUACAUACAAAGUCUGUCCUUAAGAAUGGACUUAUCAAAGAUGCAUCCUGCAUGGAGGCCCUCUCUUGGCAAAGUCGACUCAAAACAAAACAAAUAGAUGAACCCAACUUGUGACCGAUUGGGGUUCUUCCAAUCAAUUCAGAUCAGUAACAAAUCUUUAUUAGACAUGAACCAGACUCAAAUUUUCUGAACGGUUUACAUUUAUUUCUUGGUUUAAUUUUGUUUUCUCUAUGAAUCAAUAGCAGUGGAUGGUUUUGAAAAUGGAUAUAUCUUGCUGUUGUAAACCAGCAUAAAAUAAUUGCAAAUGUCUUAAUAGUUGUCCAUACUGUACAUCUUUGUGUAUAAUCUUGUGGUGCCUUAUCUGGGCAAGUAAAAGGCAUGUUGUCCCUUACAUUACUGAUCACAUCAAAAACAUGUAAAAAUACCCGAUGAUCAUGAUAAGUUGAUAGUCGUACUCUAGUCUAGUGGAAUUAGACCAAGUAUCAAGGAAAAGUAUAGAUUCAAUGGUUAUCAUGUUAUUAAUUCCACGAUCUUAGACUUGCCCAUUUAUGGGUUGAAUAGAAAUGGGAAAGCAUCUUGGCCAUAAGUGAUGACGUGUCUAAAGUUGUUUUUUUCCUUCUGCUUAAAUUCAUUCUUCGAAAUGGGGUUGUACUUUUGCAAAUGUUCCUGUUCACCCAUUUUACCAUUCACAGUUCUUACUAGUAUAGUUACUGAUAUUUCUGGAAGUCUAUCCAUCUCACAUGCAGAAGAAAAUACAAUAAACUGAAUCCAUCUUGGGUA
Strongylocentrotus purpuratus (purple sea urchin) is the source of this 2406-nucleotide messenger RNA. RefSeq names its product signal recognition particle 19 kDa protein (gene srp19). Gene Ontology annotation, biological process: SRP-dependent cotranslational protein targeting to membrane; SRP-dependent cotranslational protein targeting to membrane, signal sequence recognition. Gene Ontology annotation, molecular function: 7S RNA binding. Bases 75 to 503 code for a protein of 142 amino acids. The transcript is spliced from 4 exons. Gene Ontology annotation, cellular component: signal recognition particle, endoplasmic reticulum targeting. The record is from RefSeq and is a predicted model, not a curated record. Lineage: Eukaryota; Metazoa; Echinodermata; Echinoidea; Camarodonta; Strongylocentrotidae.